ACCGGAAGUGACGCUAGUGAGUUCCGGUUGGCCGGAGCUCCGCGGCGGGUGUGAGAGACGGUCAGGAGCCGCUUCAAGGAUCCUGAGAUCCGGAGAAGCCGGGGUCAGAUCGGGUAGUUCCUCAAGAGUUAUUGAUCUGUGAAAUGGCAGAGAAUGGAAAAAAUUGUGACCAGAGACGUGUAGCAAUGAACAAGGAACAAUAUAAUGGAAGCUUCACAGACCCCUCUUCAGUGAAUGAAAAGAAGAGGAGGGAUCGAGAAGAAAGACAGAAUAUUGUACUGUGGAGACAGCCACUCAUUACCUUGCAGUAUUUUUCUCUGGAAAUCCUAGUAAUCUUGAAGGAAUGGACCUCAAAAUUAUGGCAUCGUCAAAGCAUUGUGGUGUCUUUUUUACUGCUGCUUGCUGUUCUUAUAGCUACGUAUUAUGUUGAAGGAGCACAUCAACAGUAUGUGCAACAUAUAGAGAAACAGAUUCUUUUGUAUGCCUACUGGAUAGGCUUAGGGAUUUUGUCUUCUGUUGGACUUGGAACAGGGCUGCACACCUUUCUGCUUUAUCUGGGUCCACAUAUAGCUUCAGUUACAUUAGCUGCUUAUGAAUGCAAUUCAGUUAAUUUCCCUGAACCACCCUACCCUGAUCAGAUUAUUUGUCCAGAUGAAGAGGACAUUGAAGGAGCCAUUUCUUUGUGGAGCAUCAUCUCAAAAGUUAGGAUUGAGGCCUGUAUGUGGGGUAUCGGUACAGCAAUUGGAGAGCUGCCUCCGUAUUUCAUGGCCAGGGCAGCUCGCCUCUCAGGUGCUGAACCAGAUGAUGAAGAUUAUCAGGAAUUUGAAGAGAUGCUGGAACAUGCAGAGACUGCACAAGACUUUGCCUCCCGGGCUAAACUGGCAGUUCAAAACUUAGUACAGAAAGUUGGAUUUUUUGGAAUUUUGGCCUGUGCUUCAAUUCCAAAUCCUCUAUUUGAUCUGGCUGGAAUAACAUGUGGACACUUUCUUGUACCCUUUUGGACUUUCUUUGGUGCAACCCUGAUUGGAAAAGCAAUAAUUAAAAUGCAUAUCCAGAAAAUCUUCGUUGUAAUAACAUUCAGCAAACACAUAGUGGAACAGAUGGUGGCUUUCAUUGGUGCUGUCCCGGGCAUAGGUCCAUCUCUACAGAAGCCGUUCCAGGAGUACCUGGAAGCCCAGCGGCAGAAGCUCCACCACAGAAGCGAGCUGGGCACACCACAGGGAGAAAACUGGUUGUCCUGGGUGUUUGAGAAGUUGGUCGUUGUAAUGGUGUGUUACUUCAUCCUGUCCAUCAUUAACUCCAUGGCACAAAGCUAUGCCAAACGAAUCCAACAGCGGUUGAACUCAGAGGAGAAAACUAAAUAAGCAGAAGAGGUUUUAAUGGCAGAUAUUAGAACAGAUGGGUUCUACCUUAAAUUGGGAGGACUCCAAAUCAGGAAGGAAAUGUCCCUUUUCCAACCUGUAUUGAUUUAAUUUUUGUUUUUCCAAAAGGAGUUUAGUCCAUACUUUGCACUAUAUACUUUUUCUUUUGUGUGUUAAGGUAAGGUAUCCACCCUCAAUUCAAUCCAAGUUGUAUUUUAUUGGGGUGGAAUGUGAUGUUCAGCAGCAAAUUUAACAGAAACUGGCCUUCUAAUUCUUAACUUUCAAAAGGUCCACGUGGUACAACUAAAGAAUUCCAGACACCAAAAAAAUAGUUCCUAAGUAUGUUCAGUAUGCCAAGCUUUUAGGCUUGUCAUAAAUGACUGCUUUGUUUUUCUAAGUCAUCAAAAUGUAUAUAAAUUACACUAGAUUGGAUAACAGUCUUGCAUGUCUACCAUGGUAAAAUUAAACAUGCCAUCCUGCCCAGCCCUUCCUCUUCCACCUUUAAAAAAAGACUGUUUUAUGAUGCAUUGCACACCCUCUUGGGAAAGUGAUCUUUAAAUUUUGAGACAGUAUAAGGAAAAUCUUGUUGGUGUCUCACAAAUGAGCUGACACCAUUUUUUAUUCUGUAUAUUUAGAAUGAAGUUAUGAGAAAACUUUAUAAAAGACAUCUUUGAUCAUUCCAGAAUUGUGUCCGUUUUCUUGAGCGUUCUGGUUUUUUACUUUGAGUUUCUACCAACUAGUGGCAGUCUUGCCAAGUCUACCCACAACCAUAGUUUCUUAAGCCUUCACGUAUUGGUGUGGAAGAGCCACCACCAAGGCGUUUUUCUGUAGGCUGCAAUCGGGCAGUGCGCUGUGCAGUGCUGAAGUGGCACCGUAGCGGUGGGUUUGUGGAAGGAGAAAUGAGAGUAUUAAAAUCAAAGGCCACUAGAGAGAACUUUUUUUGAACCAUGCUUUUUCAUAUCUGUUGAUUUUAGCUCAGCAUGUACUCUGGUUUUAACAGACAGAAAUUUACUUUUAUGUAUGUAACCUGAUUUUCUUGCCUUUCUUCAGUAAGUGUUUUGUUCUUACAUGGCUUUCCUUGGAUGUUUCUGGUUGAACGUGGUCACUUAGUUUUGCUGAGAGGAAAAUAAACAAUUUCACUUUUUUCCUUUAGGAAAAUUGGUACUGACAUUAUGUUGAGAGUAGAAUUGGGUUUAAAUCUCAACAGACCAGAAAUGCCUGAUUUGUUUGAUCAAAUCCUGCCUGAAUGUCUGCUUGUUUUGCCUCCCGUCGUGACAUCUCCAUGGCUGUACCACCUUGUCGGGUAGCUUAUCAGACUGAUGUUGACUGUUGAAUCUCAUGGCAACAGCAGUCGAUGGGCUGUCUGACAUUUUGGUAUCUUUCAUCUGACCAUCCAUGUCAAAUGUUCCCAUUCAAACAUUACAUGGUUUAUGAUAAAUAGCAUCAUGGUUUAUGAUAAAAUAAAGCCUCUGGUCCUUAAGUCUAAUGGCACUUUGAAUCUUUUAUGUCAUGGUAUUGCAGCAGUAUUGAGAGGAUUUUAUGGGAAAUUGGGAUAGUUCUCUUGACUACACUUAAAUAAAGGACAAGCAACCCACCUUGUAGAUUUUGAAAAGGUUAUUAACAUCUUAACAAUUUUUUUUUCCUGCCCAGGAACUAUCUGGCAGUGUGACUGUUACCUUACUUGAAAAGUAGUACCCAAAUGCUUUAAGUAGAUUCACGCUAACCAACAUGACUUACAGAUCUUCAGGGUCAGCAUAAGUUUCUAAAUCAGCCUCCAAUUGUGUUUCAUCUCCUUUACCUGCACCUUAUUUGUUGUUUGAAGAAAAGAGGAAAGCAGAUAUGAAUUGGACUCAUAUCAAGUCUUUGGGAUUUAUUGGUAAAUUUCUUUCAGGGGAGGGUAUUGGAAAAAUAAAACUUUUGUUCCUUACA
Molecule: messenger RNA, 3290 nt
Organism: Manis pentadactyla (Chinese pangolin)
Lineage: Eukaryota; Metazoa; Chordata; Mammalia; Pholidota; Manidae
Gene: VMP1
Product: vacuole membrane protein 1
Exons: 12
Coding region: 144-1364 (406 amino acids)
Biological process (GO): Golgi organization; autophagy
Cellular component (GO): endoplasmic reticulum; endomembrane system; membrane
Source: RefSeq, a predicted model, not a curated record